UGGUUCUUGUUAUUUUGGCGGCUUUUCAAUUCUGUCAAUUUCUUUAUUUAAUUUAAUUACAAUUGUAUUUCUAAUUCUUAUUUGCUUGAUUCACAUUUACUUUUAAUUGUUUUUCUAUCAAUUUUAUCAUCUAUUAAUGUUUCUAUCAUUUGUGUCAAGUGAAUUGAGAAUAUCUUCUGACUGUAACUUCUGUUUUCUCUCUUGCUCUUUUGUUUGAGAGAAAAGUGUUUUUUUUUGUUUAAGCUUUUAUAAUGUUGAGAAAAACAGCUCCAAGUCAGGUGAUUAAGCGUCGCAGUGGUGAUUUUGAUGAUCGACCCAAUAAACGUAAUAGUCGUGGAAGCAAUUCUGCUAAAAAAGAUGCUUCUGAAAAUGAUCCUGGUAAAGAAAACAUUAAACACGAAGAUUUGAUCUCCCAAAUAUUGUCACAACCAUUCAAAGUUCCCAUCAAAGGUUAUCUUGGAAGUUCUUUGAGUAAAUCACUUGGUAUUCGGAGAAAUGGUGGUAGAAGACCUUUACACGACCCUUUUGCCGACAAUGCUCUGAUUCUCUAUUCACCACCAGAAUAUAGUGAACAUGAUAAACUCAAGAUGAAGCCUGAAGAUAUCGAAGUCCACGUUGUGGUUGACCCGGUUCUCGGAAGGAUUUUAAGACCUCAUCAACGUGAGGGUGUUGCUUUUAUGUAUGACUGUGUCACUGGAAAGCAAAUUGAAGGAAGCAACGGUUGUAUCAUGGCCGAUGAAAUGGGUUUGGGUAAAACUCUACAAUGUAUCACAUUGAUGUGGACUUUACGACAAGGACCAAAGGCUGAACCAAUAAUCAAAAACGCUAUGAUAGUUUGUCCAAGUAGUUUGGUACGUAAUUGGUACAACGAGAUAAACAAAUGGUUGAAUGGACGGUUAAACGCUUACGCUGUUGAUAACGGUUCUAAAGAAGAUGUUGACAGAAAUUUGCGAAUGUUCAUCAAUCCAAGUGGUCGACGUUGUGUGAUUCCAGUUUUGAUAAUUUCUUAUGAAACUUUUCGUCUUCAUACUGAUGUUCUUUACCUUGGUGAAGUGGGUUUGACCAUUUGCGAUGAAGGUCAUCGAUUGAAAAACAUGGAAAAUCAAACUUAUACUGCCUUGAACGCUUUAAACUCUAAAAGACGUGUCCUCCUGUCGGGUACACCGAUUCAAAACGAUCUAUUGGAAUAUUUCAGUUUGGUUCAUUUCGUCAAUCAAGGUAUUCUUGGAACAGCUCAAGACUUCAAAAAGAAAUACGAGAAUCCAAUUCUUCGUGGCCGUGAUGCCGCAGCUUCAGACAAAGAUAAUGAACUGGGUAAAGAGAGAUUGGAAGAACUAAUUUCGAUUGUACAAAAAUGUAUGAUUAGACGUACCUCUGAUUUACUUUCGAAAUAUUUACCUUCGAAAAUCGAACUCAUCGUUUGUUGUGGCUUUUCAUCUCUACAAGAAAAUCUCUACAACAAAUUCAUCGAAUCGAAAGCUGUCUCAAACAUCACCAACAUGGAAGGUAAAGGAGGUGCCAAUUCCUCUCUCAAAGCAAUCACUUUUCUCAAGAAAUUGUGUAAUCAUCCUGAGCUUAUUCUCGAUACAAUUAACAAAGAUCCCGGUUUCUCUAACCUUCGAAAAUAUUUCCCAGAAGAAUUAUCAAAUUCUUCUGCUCGAGGUGUUCGAGUUGAACUUUCGGGUAAACUUCGAGUUGUUGAUCAUCUAUUAGCUUUAAUCAAAUCAACUACUGACGAUAAAGUUGUUCUUGUUUCCAAUUAUACACAAACAAUGGACCUUUUCGAGAAACUUUGUCGCCAUAGGGGUUAUCAAUAUGUUCGUCUUGAUGGAACCAUGUCAAUCAAGAAACGAGCCAAAGUUGUCGAAAGAUUCAACGAUCCCAAUGGAUCAGAAUUUAUAUUCAUGUUAAGUAGUAAAGCGGGAGGUUGUGGAUUGAAUUUAAUUGGUGCCAAUCGAUUGGUGAUGUUUGAUCCUGAUUGGAAUCCAGCCAACGAUGGUCAAGCAAUGGCUCGAGUUUGGAGAGAUGGACAGAGAAAAACUUGUUUCAUUUAUCGUUUACUUUGUACUGGAAGUAUCGAGGAGAAAAUAUUCCAACGUCAAACUCAUAAAAAAGCUUUGAGUUCUUGCGUUGUCGACAAUGAAGAAGAUGUCGCUCGUCAUUUUAGUCUAUCAGAGCUUAAAGAACUGUUUAGACUGGAAAAAGGUCAUCCCAGUCACACUCAUUCGAAGCUCCAUUGUAAAAGGUGUGUCAAUGGUGUUCAAAUUAAAUUACCUCCCGAAGAUGCUGAUUGCAAUGGUGACCUUAAAGAUUGGCAUCAUUGUUAUGAAAAGAAAAAUAUUCCCGAUCAAAUGCUUAAAUCGGCCUGGGACAGCGGAGUUACAUUUGCUUUCCAUCAAAAGUCAAAGGUUAUCAAAGUGGUACCUUAAUUGUCCAAUCGGAUGGGUGAUUAAGAAAUAAAGAAGCUGUAAAUACAACAACAAUCAACAGAAUUUGACAAUUGACAAAAAAAAUGAUUCUAUUUUUCCAGUUAAAUUAUAUGUUCAUUUUAAAAGGUUGUGUAAUUAACUAGUUGAAAUUAAUUUUCUAAAAUUGAUUCUCUUUAUUAACUCUUGUAUAAUGUUUAUAAAUCAAAUUAAAUCAUCUACCCAUUUACUAGAAAA
This is a messenger RNA of Panonychus citri (citrus red mite), 2663 nucleotides long. RefSeq names its product DNA repair and recombination protein RAD54-like (gene okr). Lineage: Eukaryota; Metazoa; Arthropoda; Arachnida; Trombidiformes; Tetranychidae. Gene Ontology annotation, biological process: reciprocal meiotic recombination; double-strand break repair via synthesis-dependent strand annealing. The record is from RefSeq and is a predicted model, not a curated record. Gene Ontology annotation, molecular function: DNA translocase activity; hydrolase activity, acting on acid anhydrides; ATP binding. Gene Ontology annotation, cellular component: nucleus.